GUCUUUUUAUCUGAUUUUCUUUUCCUGACAUGCUGAAAGUUUUAAUCGUUUCAGUUUUGUUAUGGACUCGCUGGCUUAUAGCAACUUUGCCUGGUUACAUUCAUCCUGAUGAAUUCUUUCAGAAUCCCGAAAUUACAAGCUCGAAAAUAUUUGGCAUAGAAACGUUUACCCCUUGGGAGUAUACGCCAGAACAUGCUUCUCGUUCAAUUAUUGCACCAUUUAUAACAACUGGGAUUCCAUUUUGGAUAUUAAAGUCCUGGACACCUGAAGGAACACGUAACAAUUUGCUGUCAUUCAUCGCAAAUGAUCUGUAAUCUCUAAUAUACAGACACACAGUUCCUUCUUCUUAUAGGCUUUUUAUGGCAGAACGUUUAGGCUCUUUUUUUCUUUCCCUUGUUAUAGAUUUAUGCGUAUUUAGAUUAUGUAAGCGUACCGGGACCAAGCCUACCAUACCCAUGAUUCUUGUUGCUACGAGUCAGGUCACGUUAGCAUACUAUACCCAUCCAUUUUCGAACUCCUUUGAAAGUAUAUUACUUUGUCUCAGUCUAUGCACAUAUGCCGAUUAUGCAAAAGAGGGAUCGAGCAAACUUUCUUUUUUACUAGGCGCUUUAUUCAGCAUAGGUGUCUUUACCAGAAUUACCUUCCCUCUGUACGCAUCUCCAAUAGGUGUUGCAUAUCUAUACCAAGCAUAUAAAAAAAACAAUCGUUUUACAGGAUUUGUGACAUCGGUAUUCCCUUUUUUGAUUGGCAUUGUUGCCUUUGCUGUGUUCUCAAUUGUUGCAGACUCUGUCUAUUAUGGAACGUUGAAAUUAACCGUACACGGAGAGCCAUUUACUGGUGUAGGGCAUGUAAUCUCGACCCUUUUCAACCCCAUGGCAUUGGCUUCGAUGAGACCUGAGGGCGAAAUAGUGAUCACACCUAUCAACAAUUUACUAUACAAUAUAAAUACAGAUAAUCUGGCGCAGCACGGUAUCCAUCCUCGUUAUACUCACUUUGCAAUCAAUCUUCCACUACUCUAUGGACCUUUAGCUAUUCUUGGGCUGUUUCAUAUUCCCAGUGUUUUUGCGAAGAUUAGAACUGAUGAAAAUAUUCACUUAUUUUAUGUUUUUGUAGGUGUGGUAUCUUCCGGAUUAAUCGGUUUAUCUAUUAUGCCUCAUCAAGAAGCUAGAUUUUUGUGCCCUCUACUCGUUCCUUUGGUUCUAAUUUUUGCUUGGAAGCAGUCUAGGUUAACUCGCUCCUUUUGGGUAACCUGGUUUUUGUUUAAUGUUAUUACUACAUAUGUUUUUGGAGUCAUACAUCAAGGUGGUUUAAUUCCUGCUAUGGACCUACUCUAUCAUCAAACAAGCGGACUUCAUGACUGUCAUGUGUUAAAGAGUGGUGACUUGACAUGUACUUCGGGUGCAUCCAAUUUAAACAUGGAUCAUAAUGGACUUAAUAUUACUACAAAUUUACUGUUUUACAAGACAUAUAUGCCACCUCGCCAUUUGCUGGUUAUUCCCAAAGAUAAUGGUGGAAAUCAUGUAAAUGUGUUUGAUUUUUCAAGUGACCUUGAUAAGGUUGUCGAACAACUUGAAAAGAGCUCGGGUGUUAUCUUGCGUCGUCAUCAGGCUGGUAAACAUGAGGUUGACUUUGCAAAAACUGGUAUCCCUAAUGUAUACGAAAGAACUAUUUUUAUUACACCAAGUUUUGUCACACUUCCAAAGAUCCAUCAACAUCGUUACUUGUUGAUGACGACCUAUACACCACAUAUUAGUUUUGACGAUGUAGACAAGAUGAUGGAAAGAGCCGCAGAAACAAACUCACCUGAAAGCCAAAUGAACUUGAAUGUAUUCCUUAUCCUUUCAGAAAAAGACGAUGUUUAAAAAAAUGAUGGUCAAUAUUAUAAAAAAAUUUAUUUACUUCUAUAUCUAUUGUACUUCGGCAAGUGGGAUUCUUUCAUAAUUUUCAUAUAUGAUUCCCUCUGUCAAUUUAGCGAUAACAAUAAUAAAUAAUACCAACGUAAUUAACAUGUAGACUACACCGGCAUUGAAUAACAUAAUGAUGGAAAUUAUAGCAGUAAAGAAAAUAAUAAUAAAUAACUUGUGCUUCUUCUUCU
Molecule: messenger RNA, 2095 nt
Organism: Mucor mucedo
Lineage: Eukaryota; Fungi; Mucoromycota; Mucoromycetes; Mucorales; Mucoraceae
Product: Alg9-like mannosyltransferase family-domain-containing protein
Exons: 9
Coding region: 360-1862 (500 amino acids)
Biological process (GO): GPI anchor biosynthetic process
Cellular component (GO): endoplasmic reticulum membrane
Molecular function (GO): alpha-1,2-mannosyltransferase activity
Source: RefSeq, a predicted model, not a curated record